CGCUUAAGUAUCACAGCUACAACCACCACCACACAACAGCCAUCUUUGUGCCUAUGCACGCCUAUUUCGAAGAGUGCAGCCUUUUCAAUACACCACCGUCUCAGCUUGUUCAGCAUUAAAACAGAUCCGCUGUAAAUAACCCGGAAUAUACAGUACCCCUCCGUUGCCAUGGAGCAGUUCCUACGAGACUGGCGGCAAGAUGCUCUCAACAAGGCGCAGUACGAUUCGGCCAUUUUCAUCGGCGAUAAAUUGCUGGCAAUGACGAACGAUGACACCGAUGCCUUCUGGCUCGCCCAGGUUCACUUCGCCACCGGCAACUAUACUAGAGCGCAUGGCUUCUUGACGAGGCAGGAUCUCAUCGCUAGGAACCCAUCUUGUCGCUAUCUUGCAGGCCACUGCCUCAUAAAACAGUCUCGAUUCGACGAAGCAUUGGCCGUUCUCGGAGAGCGAAAUCCGACACACCUCAUUACAAACAGUGGAAGCAACAAGCGCAAGUCGCAGUCGCGGCAGGUUCGCAAGCGAGAGGAUGAGCAGAUGGAAGAGGCUGAAGCGGCUAACAGACGCUUCGAAGCCGCCAUGUGCUUUCUGAGAGGCAUCUGCUACGCCAAGUUGAACGCAUUCGAUCGGGCAAAGGAGUGCUACAAAGAUGCCGUGCGAAUCGAUGUCCAAUGCUUUGAAGCCUUCCAACAGCUAAUGACCAACUCGCUGCUAUCUCCUGAUGAAGAGUGGCAGUUUGUAGAGAGUCUCGACUUUGACUCUAUUCAGACGGGUAACGACACAGCAGCGUCAGAAGAAGCUGCCGAGUUUACAAAAAUGCUCUACACGACACGAUUGUCGAAAUAUAGAAACCCUGCAUCCUUCGAGACGGCUUACGAAUCCUUAUCGACACACUACAAUUUAGAAGCAAACCCAGAUCUGCAGCUCGCUCGUGCCGACUUGCUGUACACCCAAUGCAGAUACCAGGACGCGCUUGACAUUACGAAUAGCAUCCUCCAAGACGACAAAUACAACUUUAGCAUAUACCCCGUCCAUCUGGCUUGCUUAUACGAACUGAAGAUGAAGAAUGUCCUAUUUCUCGUCUCUCACGAUUUGGCCGAUACACAUCCAGAAGAACCAUGUACAUGGCUAGCAGUAGGAAUCUAUUACUUCUCCAUUGACCGAAUUGCCGAAGCCAGACGGUACUUUUCCAAAGCAAGUAUGAUGGAUGCACACUUUGGCCCUGCGUGGAUUGGAUUUGCACAUACAUUCGCGGCUGAGGGCGAACAUGACCAGGCGAUAUCUGCAUACUCUACAGCUGCAAGACUAUUCAUGGGAACGCAUUUACCCCAAGUCUUCUUGGGUAUGCAAAACCAUGCUCUCAACAACAUGACCCUCGCAGAAGAGUUUCUCAAGACGGCAUAUGGGCUCUGCAAAACAGACCCGCUGUUGUUGAACGAAAUGGGCAUCGUCAAAUACCACCAGGACAAGCCGAAAGAAGCCGCACAGUACUUUAUGGCUGCUAUUAAGAUUGCCAGCGAUAACGACAGUGAGCCUUCAGCAUGGUUGGCAGCACGGACGAACCUGGGGCAUGCAUACCGCCGACUGCGCAACUAUAACCAAGCCAUCCUUGUAUUUGACGAAGUCCUGAGCCUCGGCGGUAAGGAUGCUGCGAUAUUCAGUGCAAAGGGUCUUAUUCUGCUGGAGCAGAACCGCCCUCAGGAAGCCGUGGUUGUACUGCACGAAGCCCUGGCAAUCAAUCCGCAAGAUAGCAUCGCGACGGAGUUGCUCAACAAGGCGCUGGACGAGAGCAUGCUGCUUGACAUGGCUGCAGAUGAGGAGGCAGGAGAUUUGGCAGAGUUUGAGCAACAUCUCGACGGCAAAAAGGCAUAUGCGUCGCAGAAAAUCAACGGCCGGCGGGUUGGGCGAGGCAUGAUGGACAAGGGCAAGGGACGGCUUAUUGGAACAACGCGGAGACGGACUCUGUUGGAUGACGAUGAGCGAGAUCCUGUGGAUAGUAUGAUGGAUAUGACUGACGACGAGUAAAUGUAAAUCUGCAUUUUGUACCCUUUUUGGUAGCACUCUCAUGUUGUAAUGACGGGACCUUUAUAAAUCGCUAUGCUUGAUUUCUGUUGCCCCCGACGCUUCAUUCAUCGUACCAUUACCAUGUAUCUUGAUUUGUAUUUGUUAUAUAACGAAA
Molecule: messenger RNA, 2176 nt
Organism: [Torrubiella] hemipterigena
Lineage: Eukaryota; Fungi; Ascomycota; Sordariomycetes; Hypocreales; Clavicipitaceae
Source: the annotation of a GenBank genome assembly